CCUUACAGUCUCAUACCGGUACACUGCUCUCCAUUCAGUCGUAUGCAGAUUGUGGGUCCCGGGAGGUGGGACGAAAGCUGGGCCGUUGGAAUGCGACGUGUCUCGUAUCGCUCUUAAAAACGCUUCUCUUUCUGCUUCUCCACAAACUACCUAGGCUACAAAGAGUUCACCUGCGCGUUCAGUCCGUCCCGCCUCUGAGUCCAAACCAGAGCCCACUUCACCGGAGCGAUAUGCCUGGAAACACAACACUAAAACCGGACCUGCACAAGUCCACUAAUGUGGUAUACCAGGCUCAUCAUGUCAGCCGCAGCAAGAGGGGGCAGGUCGUGGGAACCAGAGGAGGUUUCAGAGGAUGUACAGUCUGGCUCACAGGUCUAUCAGGGGCUGGUAAGACAACAGUGGGUUUCGCUUUAGAGGAAUAUCUGGUCUCUCACGGCAUUCCCUGCUACUCUUUGGAUGGUGAUAACAUCCGUCACGGCCUAAAUAAGAACCUGGGCUUUACUUCUGAAGAUCGAGAGGAGAAUAUUAGGCGUAUUGCUGAGGUGGCCAAACUGUUUGCAGAUGCUGGGCUUGUUUGCAUUACAAGUUUCAUCUCGCCGUUCACCAAAGACCGUGCGGAGGCCCGAAGCAUCCAUGGGAAAGCAGGUUUGCCAUUUUUUGAGGUGUAUGUGAACGCUCCUCUGGAGGUGUGCGAGAGCAGAGACGUUAAAGGACUCUACAAAAAAGCAAGAGCUGGGGAGAUUAAAGGCUUCACCGGCAUAGAUUCUGAGUAUGAGAGUCCAGAAGCUCCUGAUCUUAUUCUGAGGACUGGAGAGCUCACAGUGAACGAAUGCAUUCAACAGGUGGUGGAUCUGUUAAAGGAGCAGAGCAUCAUUCCCAGUGGAGUUAUAGAGGAGAUUAAUGAACUGUUUGUUCCUGAGAACAGACUCAAGCUGGCGCAGGCAGACGCCAACACCCUGCCCUCUAUCAGUAUCACCAAGUUGGACUUACAGUGGGUGCAGGUGUUGGCUGAAGGAUGGGCCAGCCCUCUAAAGGGCUUCAUGAGGGAGAGAGAAUACCUACAAGUCAUUCACUUCAACACCCUUCUGGAUGGGGGCACCAUCAACCUCUCAGUACCCAUUGUCCUUCCUGUUGCCACCGAGAUUAAAGAACGUCUUCAAGGCAGUGCGGCUGUGGCUCUGGAGUACCAGGGAAAACGCGUCGCCAUCUUACGCAGCCCAGAGUUCUUUGAGCAUCGAAAGGAAGAGCGAUGUGCUCACCAGUGGGGGACAUUCUGUCCCAAACACCCUUACAUAAAGAUGGUUUUGGAAAGCGGUGACUGGCUGGUAGGGGGUGAGCUAGAGGUAUUGGAGCGGAUCAGAUGGAAUGAUGGGCUGGAUAAGUACCGUCUCACUCCAAGGGAGCUGAAGCAGAGGUUUAAAGAGAUGAAAGCAGACGCAGUGUUCGCUUUUCAGCUGAGGAACCCAGUGCACAAUGGACACGCCCUGCUAAUGACCGACACGCGUCGGCGAUUGGAGGAACGUGGGUAUCGUAGGCCCGUGCUACUUUUGCAUCCUUUGGGUGGCUGGACCAAAGAUGAUGACGUGCCUCUGGACUGGAGAAUGAAACAGCAUGCUGCUGUGCUGGAGGAUGGCAUUCUAGACCCACAAUCCACCAUUGUGGCCAUCUUUCCCUCCCCUAUGAUGUACGCUGGGCCUACAGAGGUCCAGUGGCACUGUCGUGCAAGGAUGGUUGCAGGUUCUAAUUUCUACAUUGUGGGUCGUGAUCCUGCUGGGAUGCCCCACCCAGAGUCAGGACAGGACCUGUAUGAUCCAACUCAUGGAGGUAAAGUUCUGUCCAUGGCACCUGGACUCACCUCGGUGGAGAUUAUCCCCUUCAGAGUGGCUGCAUACAACAAGAUCAAGAAAGCUAUGGACUUCUAUGACAAAAAUAGACAUGCUGAGUUUGAGUUCAUCUCCGGGACCAAAAUGCGCAAGCUGGCUCGCAGUGGAGAGAACCCUCCCGAGGGCUUCAUGGCCCCUAAAGCCUGGAAGGUCCUCACAGAGUAUUACAAUUCCCUACAGAAAGACCAAUGAUGACACAUACAAGAAGUUUCAACACAGAAAACCUCAGAAGAUCACAGAGCAUGGGGUUCACACUGCCUCUAGAACUGCUUCAAGGCAUUGAGAAAUGAAGGUGCGCACUUACAGUGAACUGGUGGCAAAGGUGUUCAUGAUCUCCUGUGAAUAAUUAUUUUACUACAGCAUUGUUUUUAAAUGGAAAUAUAAACAUGCUUUCACAACUUUCUCAACUGUGAAAUUUAAACUGAUGUGCCUUGAUUAAUAGAUUGUCAAUCCCAAAGAGAUUAUAAGAGUUUGUUCUUGAAUUGUAUAUAGAAAUGUGCCUUGUGUGCUUUAGAAGGCAUUUAAAUGAAAAAGUAUAUCAGUUGUAAUCUAAAUGAAGCAAUUACUGUACCGUUCAAAAGUGUGGGGACGGUAAGAUUUUUUAAAAUAUAUUUUAAAAUGUCAUUUAUUCAUGUGAUGGCAAAGAUACAUUUUCAGCAUUACUACUCAAGUCAUGUCAUUCUAAUAUGCUGAUUUGCUGCUCAAGAAACCUUUCUUAUUAUUAUUAAUGCUAAAAACAGUUGCGCUGCUUAAUAUUUUUGUAGAAACUUUCAGGAUUCUGAACAGAAAGUGUUCAAAAGAGCAUUUAUUUGGAAUAGAAUUUUUCUUUAACAAUGUAAGUGUCUUUACUGUCACUUUUGAUCAAUUUAAUGCAUUCUUGCUGAAUACAUUUUUUUUUUAAUAAUCAUACUGACCACAAACUUGGAGUAUAGCAAAGCAGUCUUCUUGUGGCCCAAAUUGCAGUCAGAUUUUAUUUCAUAACCAGAAUAAUUUUGUUUACAUGUUACAGAAAGGGGUUGUUAUCUGGGGACCAUAUUGGGGAAAGCAUACUAGGGAAAAUAUUUAUUUUAUUCAUUCAAAAACAAUAAUGGAUAACACUGUUUAAUUAAAGAUUUAACAGCAAAUGCAAUAUACGGUAAUGUCAUGUAGAUAUCUGUAUAUCUUAUCUGUUUUAAUUAAAUCUUUUUACUGUGAUUA
Messenger RNA from Megalobrama amblycephala (Wuchang bream), 3080 nucleotides. It is a transcript of the gene papss2a, whose product is annotated as 3'-phosphoadenosine 5'-phosphosulfate synthase 2a. Gene Ontology annotation, biological process: sulfate assimilation; 3'-phosphoadenosine 5'-phosphosulfate biosynthetic process. Gene Ontology annotation, molecular function: adenylylsulfate kinase activity; sulfate adenylyltransferase (ATP) activity; ATP binding. The transcript is spliced from 12 exons. Lineage: Eukaryota; Metazoa; Chordata; Actinopteri; Cypriniformes; Xenocyprididae. The coding region runs from base 231 to 2075 and encodes 614 amino acids. The record is from RefSeq and is a predicted model, not a curated record.